This is a messenger RNA of Trematosphaeria pertusa, 1482 nucleotides long. RefSeq lists its product as uncharacterized. The record is from RefSeq and is a predicted model, not a curated record. Bases 195 to 1184 code for a protein of 329 amino acids. Lineage: Eukaryota; Fungi; Ascomycota; Dothideomycetes; Pleosporales; Trematosphaeriaceae. The transcript has 5 exons.
ACAGGAAAUCCUUCUCCACCUUUCAUCCUGAUGCAAGCCCAAAAUUGCUCUUUAAGCGCCUCCAACAUAUCUGCUAACUGAUUCAUAGUUCUGCUGCGGGCUACGCGUUAAGGCCGGACAAUCCCCUUCAACUGUCUUCCAAGAUUCUGCGAUCUUUUUUUGAAACCGGCCUCUUCCAUCAACAUCCAGCAGCUAUGUACAGCUCAUACCAACCGCAUUACUCAUACUACACUGAAUACGAUGCAGAAAACAUCAGGCCCAUUGCCAUUCAUGUGCUUCUUCUAGCUCCGACGGGCUUUGAGAUCAUCUACUGCGCCUUGAAGAUCCGGCUGAAGGACCUAGCAAGUGUCUGCUUUCUGGGCUCUAGCGACUUAGCAAUUCUCACAGACUUAAGAGCCAGCUGCCUCCGUAAGGCUUCUGCAUUUCGGGCAUAUCCGCUCUACCUUUUGAACUCUAUUAUCGAAAGCGCGACCGAGCUCAUCGAGUCACGGUCAAACGGGCUUUUGGCUCAAGUCCAGAGCGUAGAAGGCACGACUGGAAUGUCACCAUGGAACAGGUUUCCUCUUGAAAACACUGUCGCCAGCUUCGAUGGGUUUAGACUGCGUAAUUUUCUUAAAUCAUUGCAUGCCAUCAACAUGAGCCUCAGACUCAACCUAACUUGUUUGCAGUCCGCAGCAAAUCUUGGUCCCUCUUUCCGGAGCACAGCAGAAAAGAUAGAGAUGGCGAGAGCGCAAAUAAACGCACCUGCCAUACUCUCAGGCCAGCGAGACCAAUUUGAAGAUCAGGUACGAUUCAAUGAAACGAGACUGCAGGGGCUGGCAGACCUCACUACGCAGCUUUUGGGUAGAGUCAACGCGCAGAUUAACGUGAUCUACAGCUUCACCGCGCAAAGGGGCAACGAGCAGAACUACCAGAUCGCCAAAUUGACGGCCGCAGAUAGCCGGACCAUGAAAGCCAUUACUGUCUUGACGUUAACGUUCCUUCCCAGUACCAUGCUCGCAUCACUAUGGGACGCUGGUAUCUUCACGCUUAGUCCAGAAAGAAGCUGGCGCAUAUACCUUGGCACCACGUGCGGACUCACCGCCCUGGUGUUCACGAUUUGGUAUGUGUAUGUUCAGAUAGCGACGAGGGAGCAGAGGCUAGCUAUGAGGGAUGAAGAGCAGGCUUUGAAAAAGGAGAGUUGAUGGCCACGACACGCAAACUGCAGGCAAUUUGUGUUUGGAUUCGAAGACAUGACCUCUAUCCCCAAGAUAAUCCUCAAUACUUCAUUCCUUUUCCUAUGGGCACCGCCUUUACGAUUGUCACCGGGUGCGUGUGGAGCAUUUUCCUUCCCUAGCAAUGCCCCCCCUUGCGAGAUACGGGCUGUAGGAAUGGUUCAAAAGUGUGGGCGAAAGCUUACGCUUGAAUGAAUGUCUUUCUUGCUUCUUCACGCCUCAUGUCUCGUUUUGUUACUUAGCACUGUACCGCAUGUCACAUCCUCAC